This is a messenger RNA of Hevea brasiliensis (rubber tree), 1890 nucleotides long. Its product is annotated as protein ALP1-like. Bases 119 to 1705 code for a protein of 528 amino acids. The record is from RefSeq and is a predicted model, not a curated record. NCBI's taxonomy places the organism in Eukaryota, Viridiplantae, Streptophyta, Magnoliopsida, Malpighiales, Euphorbiaceae. The transcript has a single exon.
AAUCCCAUCAGCUUCAUGUAAUCUGCUCUUUCAAUUAACAAAUCUGAAUACCAUUUUUUCAGAGUUCACAUCUUCCUUUCAGACAUUUUCUCAAACACUUUUUCUUGCUUUCACUUGGAUGGAAGUUUCAUCUUUCCCAUUUCUUAAUCAGGAAGAGAUUUCAUACUUCUAUAGUUUAUUUGAAGACAUGGAUACUAGUAAUGGUGGAACCUAUAGUGUGAACAACGAUUCGAAGAAGCGUAAGAGGAGGGGAGAAGACGAUGGUGGAGAUGGUAAUAAAGACCAUUUCCAACAAUCAAUGGAAGAGGAUUUGAAGAAGAGUGCAAUGAGAGAUAUAUUUGCUUCUAUUUUGAUGCUGGAUGAGGAGGAGAAGCAAGAGGAGCAGCAGUGGGUUAUUGAUUCUGAGCAAGAUAAGGCCCUAUUUGAUUCCAAUUACGAGCGGAAACUCCAAGCUAUGAAUGAUUAUAAUUCUCAACUCCAGACCCACUACUCCAAUUUGGAUGAAAUGGAUCAUUCCAGAACUAAGCGGGCGCGCCGCUCCGCUUCCGCUGUUGCCGCGGUGGCGAGUGAAAAUGCGGCUUCUGGGGAUUCAGCUCAGAAUAGUGGCGCCAGUGCUAGUGGGGGGUCUGGGGGUUCAGGCCAGCACAGGCGGCUAUGGGUGAAGGACAGGUCAAAGGACUGGUGGGAGCAAAUUAGCCACUCGGAUUUCCCAGAGGAGGAGUUCAAGAAAGCAUUUCGAAUGAGCAAGGCCACGUUUGAGAUGAUCUGCCACGAGUUGGAUUCUGUUGUCACAAAAAAGAACACAAUGUUGCGCGACGCCAUUCCUGUUCGCCAACGCGUUGCGGUUUGUAUUUGGAGGCUGGCCACGGGUGAGCCUUUGCGACUAGUGUCGAAGAGAUUUGGAUUGGGGAUCUCUACUUGCCAUAAAUUGGUUUUAGAGGUCUGCUCGGCUAUAAAGACUGUAUUGAUGCCCAAGUUCCUUCAAUGGCCUGAUGAGGAGAAAAUGAGGAUGAUUAAGAGCGAGCAUGAAUCAAUGUCAGGGAUACCAAAUGUUGGUGGCUCAAUGUACACUACCCAUGUUCCAAUUAUCGCACCAAAGAUUAGCGUGGCGGCUUAUUUCAAUAAGAGGCACACCGAGAGGAAUCAGAAGACAUCCUAUUCCAUAACAGUUCAAGGCGUUGUUGAUCCCAGAGGCGUUUUCACUGAUGUUUGCAUUGGCUGGCCUGGCUCAAUGCCUGAUGACCAGGUGUUGGAGAAGUCUGCCUUGUACCAGAGGGCUAGUAGGGGGGCUUUGAAGGAUGUCUGGAUUGUUGGGAAUUCUGGGUACCCUCUAAUGGACUGGGUUCUGGUACCUUACACCCACCAGAAUUUGACAUGGACACAGCACGCAUUCAAUGAGAAGAUUGGCGAGGUUCAAAGGGUGGCCAAGGAAGCAUUCGCUAGACUGAAAGGCAGGUGGUCUUGCUUGCAGAAGAGAACUGAAGUGAAGCUCCAGGACUUGCCAGUGGUUCUUGGGGCCUGUUGUGUCUUGCACAACAUUUGCGAGAUGAGAAAUGAGGAGAUUGAUCCAGAGCUUAAGUUUGAUCUUUUCGACGAUGAGAUGAUCCCUGAAAAUGGCCUGAGAUCAUUAGGUGCAAUCCAGGCCAGGGAUCACAUUGCCCACAAUCUCUUGCAUCAUGGCCUUGCAGGCACUUCCUUCCUAUAGCAACUUUUUUGUUAUAGCAUGAUUUUGUAGGCUGGAUUUUAUGUUUCUGCAUUAUUUUUUGUGGUAUGGGUGGGUUGUCAUGCUGUACUAGUUAGAGAAUAAGAUGAUUAGAUUUUUUUGAUGGGUCCAUGUAAAAUAUUUUAUUUUAUCCAUCCAAAAAAUAAAAUUGAAUGCUUUUUUGCUUA